Caenorhabditis elegans is the source of this 2363-nucleotide messenger RNA. It is a transcript of the gene pef-1, whose product is annotated as Serine/threonine-protein phosphatase with EF-hands pef-1. Gene Ontology annotation, molecular function: hydrolase activity; manganese ion binding; phosphoprotein phosphatase activity. Bases 68 to 2191 code for a protein of 707 amino acids. The record is from RefSeq and is marked reviewed. Lineage: Eukaryota; Metazoa; Nematoda; Chromadorea; Rhabditida; Rhabditidae. Gene Ontology annotation, biological process: detection of stimulus involved in sensory perception. The transcript has 7 exons. Gene Ontology annotation, cellular component: perikaryon; axon; cilium.
AGCAUCAAAACAAAAAUAUUUGUUCAUUGUCAUUCAACUUUUCCUAGUUGUUCAACAUUUGCAAUAGAUGGGUUGCGGCCCGUCGAGUGGACGACAAAAUCCGUCGACUGAAUUGAAAAAAUCGACAAGAGCAACCACAACGACCACUUCAUCAAGUCAGCGGAAUAAUUACAACGACAAUAAUCAAAACACUUCUUCAUCGUCGGGAAAUAAAAAAGAAUCCAGCUCUUCCUCAAAACAACAUAGUUCCAAGAAAAGCAAAAAAAGUAACAGCAAGAAAAAUCGGUCACCAUCUCCGCAACCCCAAUUGACCAUCAAAUCGGCAAUUCUCAUUCAAAAAUGGUAUCGCCGGUGUGAAGCAAGGUUAGAAGCUAGAAGGCGGGCCACGUGGCAAAUUUUCACAGCGUUAGAGUACGCUGGUGAGCAGGAUCAGUUGAAGCUAUAUGACUUCUUUGCGGAUGUUAUUCGUGCCAUGGCCGAAGAAAAUGGAAAAGGUGGUGUUGAAAACGGAAGAAAUUCGCCUUUAAUGAGUGCCUUGUCUCAUUAUGCAAAACCAUCUUUGAUGGACUCGGAAGGUGAAACUGUGAAAAAGAUGCUGGAAGACACAUCACCAACCAAUGUGGACAUUGAUAGAAAUUACAAAGGACCAACAUUAAGUCUUCCUCUUGAUAAACCACAAGUCGCGAAAAUGAUUGAAGCGUUUAAAGUAAACAAAGUCCUUCAUCCAAAGUAUGUGUUGAUGAUCUUACACGAAGCGAGAAAAAUUUUCAAAGCGAUGCCUUCCGUGUCAAGAAUUUCCACGUCGAUAUCGAAUCAAGUUACAAUAUGUGGAGAUUUGCAUGGAAAAUUUGAUGAUCUUUGCAUAAUAUUAUACAAAAAUGGUUAUCCAUCAGUUGAUAAUCCGUACAUUUUUAAUGGUGACUUUGUGGAUAGAGGAGGUCAAUCAAUUGAAGUACUAUGCGUACUAUUUGCAUUGGUUAUUGUGGAUCCAAUGUCAAUAUAUCUUAACAGGGGAAAUCAUGAAGAUCAUAUUAUGAAUUUGAGAUAUGGAUUCAUCAAGGAGCUUUCCACCAAAUAUAAGGAUCUGUCUACUCCAAUUACUAGACUACUCGAAGAUGUUUUCUCAUGGCUUCCUAUUGCCACUAUCAUCGAUCGGGAUAUAUUUGUUGUUCAUGGAGGAAUCUCCGAUCAAACUGAAGUUUCAAAGCUUGACAAAAUCCCUCGUCAUCGUUUUCAAUCCGUACUCAGGCCUCCUGUCAAUAAAGGGAUGGAAUCGGAAAAGGAAAAUUCGGCUGUGAAUGUUGAUGAAUGGAAGCAAAUGUUGGAUAUAAUGUGGAGUGAUCCCAAACAAAACAAAGGAUGUUGGCCCAAUGUUUUUCGAGGUGGUGGAUCAUACUUUGGUGCAGAUAUCACGGCUUCUUUCCUUGAAAAGCACGGUUUCCGACUACUAGUCAGGUCACAUGAAUGCAAGUUUGAAGGAUACGAGUUCUCACAUAAUAACACUUGUCUUACCGUGUUUUCUGCUUCAAACUACUAUGAAACAGGAAGUAACCGAGGAGCUUAUGUCAAAUUUAUCGGAAAAUCGAAGCAGCCGCAUUUUGUACAGUAUAUGGCAAGUAAAACACACCGGAAAUCGACAUUAAGAGAAAGACUGGGAGUAGUGGAAGAGUCUGCUGUGAAGGAGUUAAAAGAGAAGCUUAGCUCAUUUCAUACGGAUUUACAGAAGGAGUUUGAAAUUAUGGACAUUGAGAAAUCAGGAAAGCUUCCAAUCUUAAAAUGGAGUGAUUGUGUUGAGCGAAUCACAGGACUAAAUCUUCCAUGGAUAGCACUAGCACCAAAAGUUGCAACUCUCAGCGAAGACGGAAAGUACGUGAUGUACAAAGAAGAUAGAAGAAUUGCUCAAGUUGGGGGGACUCAUGCACAAGAGAAAGAUAUUGUAGAGUCAUUAUAUCGACAUAAGAGCACAUUGGAAACAUUAUUCCGAUUUAUGGACAAAGAUAACUCUGGUCAAGUAUCAAUGAAGGAGUUCAUUGAUGCAUGUGAAGUCCUUGGAAAGUAUACAAAACGUCCAUUACAAACCGACUAUAUUUCUCAAAUCGCGGAAUCUAUCGAUUUUAAUAAAGACGGUUUCAUAGAUUUGAACGAGUUGCUGGAGGCCUUUAGAUUGGUUGAUCGACCGUUAUUACGUUAAUUUUUCCACUUUCUCAACUAAAAAUUCAUAAUCGUGUAUAUUGUUUGUCACUUACAUCAUUGUUAAAUGUCACCUCUUCUUGAUUCCUCAGUUUUUUUUUCUGAUAUGGAAAUACUUUUGAAUCUACUUUUAGUUUCAUUCGCGGGUAUUCCCAAUAAACCAGUUAAAAUGU